This is a messenger RNA of Phytophthora nicotianae INRA-310, 498 nucleotides long. RefSeq lists its product as hypothetical. Lineage: Eukaryota; Oomycota; Peronosporomycetes; Peronosporales; Peronosporaceae. Gene Ontology annotation, biological process: cellular response to unfolded protein; protein refolding. The record is from RefSeq and is a predicted model, not a curated record. Gene Ontology annotation, molecular function: ATP-dependent protein folding chaperone; ATP binding; heat shock protein binding. Bases 1 to 498 code for a protein of 165 amino acids. Gene Ontology annotation, cellular component: cytoplasm. The transcript has 2 exons.
AUGAGCUGCGAACAUGCGAACCGUGCGCUGUCUGGUAUCCACUUCAACUCGACCGCUACUCAUGCUCGCUUCGAGGAUAAGUGCGGCGACAACAUCCGCAAGACGACGGAGCCCGUGAAGACGGUGCUGCGCGACGCCAAGCUGCCGAAGAACCAGGUGCACAAGGUGGAGCUGGCCGGCGACUCGGAGCGAUUCCAUAACGUGCAGCAGCUUCUGUCGUACUUCUUCAACGGCACGGAGCCCACCAAGUUGAUCAACCCGGUCGAGUGUAUGGCGUACGGUGCAACCGUGGUGGAGACCAUGCCGAGCGGCAACGACUCGUCUGAGAAUCUGCAGAGGCGAAGACUUGGCUGGAGAGCUACGCCUACAGUGUGUGAGCUUGAAAACGAGAAGCUGAAGGAGAAGAUUCAGGAAGCCGACGGAAACGUGGCGGACAACGACAUAACGGAAAUGAUCCAGUUGUUGGACAAGAAUUAUUCGUUGGAGAAGGAGGAAUAG